AUGAAGAUAGAAUCAGAAAUGAUAGCCUACGCAAAUGACACGGUAAUAAUAACGUCAGGAAAUGACUGGAAGGAGGUUUAUAGAAAAGCGAACACGGAUAUGGCAAAAAUAAAGAGAUGGCUAGAAAAUCACAAACUAACCCUGAAUGGGACCAAAACUAAGUGUAUGCCGUAUAAAAUCAAUAAAAUCAAAGAUCCUGAAGACAGUCAAUUCCUAAAUCUGAAAAUACACACCUGCGGAAAAUACGAACCAGGAUGCGGCUGUGAAGAAAUAGAAAUGAAGGAACACAUCAAAUACCUGGGUAUCACGAUCGAUGAAAAAAUGAAGUGGACUGAACACAUAAAACAGACAGCAGCCAGACUACGACAAACAAUUCACACGCUGCUCAAUAUCAGAUCCAUUGUAACACAGGACACGAUGAGGAAAAUCUAUCAUGCUCUAGUACACUCCAUUAUCGAAUAUGGAAUAAUAACAUGGGGAAAUGCAUACCAAAAAAAUUUGAGACCACUGGAAAUAAUACAAAAGAUGAUCCUACGAAUAGCCUUUUGGAAACCUCGGUAUUACCCUAGUAAUAUGCUGUUUGCCACCACAAAAAUACCAGACGUACGCCAGGCAUACAUGAAGAACUAG
This is a messenger RNA of Diprion similis, 630 nucleotides long. RefSeq lists its product as uncharacterized. Lineage: Eukaryota; Metazoa; Arthropoda; Insecta; Hymenoptera; Diprionidae. The transcript has a single exon. The coding region runs from base 1 to 630 and encodes 209 amino acids. The record is from RefSeq and is a predicted model, not a curated record.